UCCAGUAUUGGUACAAUAUCAACAUACGCAGGAGGCGUCUGCGUCGCACGAGUUUUACCAGCAGAUUUUAUUUUCAAAAUAUAAUUAAGCCUCGCGCUUUGUUUUUUGUUGUUAUCUGCUGUUGAAACACAAGCCGUAAACGUGACUCGAAUAAAAGCUCUGUCGCGCUUGUCAACGCAGCAACAACAGCAAUAGCUAAAGCUUCGUUUCGUGCAUUCGCCCCUCGCAUAUUUUUGUUCGCUGUCUUUAUUUUGUGCUGUCUUUCGUGCGCGCAUUUCCAUGGAAAACGUUAAUUUUUGUUUAAUUUAUGCGAAAUUACACAAAACUAAUGCGAGGAAUAUGUAACAAAAUAAACGCUGGCAACAACAACAAACGACAACGAAAGGACAGGAAGUUUCGCAAAGUGCAGCAGCCGACAACAACAACAACAUCGACAACGGAAGCGUCAACGCUUCGCUGAGCCACAGCCUGUGACUUUAUUCGGUCAGCAGCGGCUGCAGCUGCUCCCAAAAAGAGAAAAAAAAAACCCACUCGACAGAAGCUCACUUUGUACACCGGAUAAUGGGUUCGCCUGCGGGUGGCGACGGCGGCGUCAGCGAGACGGCUUGGCUGGAGGAUCUGCUGCGCGAGGUGCAGCUGGAGCAGUUCCUGGAGCGCAUACGUGAUGAUCUGCAGGUGACUAGGCUGGCGCACUUUGACUAUGUCCUGCGCGACGAUCUGGAGCGCUGCGGGCUGGGUAAGCCCGCCAUUCGCCGGCUGAUGGAUGCGGUGCGCAAGAAGAAGGCGCAUCAGUGGCGCAAGAAUAUACUCUCGAAGCUGAUCGGUGGGGGCAAGCAGCCCUCGUCCAAGAAGCAGCAGCAACAACAGCAGCAGAACAUGCAACCGGGCGCGUUGACGUGCCUGAUCCACGAGAAGGACAUCACGCUGGGCUUGAAGCUCGGCGAUGGCUCCUUUGGUGUGGUGCGACGCGGCGAGUGGAGCGCUUCGCCGUCUGGCAAGGUGCUCCAGGUGGCCGUAAAGGUGCUCAAGUCGGACAAUCUGACCCAGCCGGGCAUCAUCGAUGACUUCUUCCGCGAGGUGCAGGCCAUGCACGCCCUCGAUCACUCGAACCUGGUGCGUCUGUACGGCGUGGUGCUCUCCCAGCCCAUGAUGAUGAUAACGGAGCUGGCGGAGCGUGGCUCGCUGCUGGACACGCUGCGCAAGCAGUGCCGCCACACCUCGCUGACCCACAUCUGGAACUGGUCCGUGCAGAUCGUCACUGGCAUGGCCUAUCUGGAGCAGAAGCGCUUUCUGCAUCGUGAUCUCGCCUGCCGCAAUGUUCUGCUGGCCGCUGGCAAUAAGAUUAAGAUUGGAGACUUUGGUCUCAUGCGUGCUCUACCCCAGGAGGACGACUGCUAUGUGAUGUCUGAGCACAAGAAGGUGCCGUUUCCCUGGUGUGCGCCCGAGUCGUUGCGCUUUCGUCAAUUCUCGCAUGCCUCGGACACCUGGAUGUUUGGUGUGACGCUGUGGGAGAUGUUUAGCUUUGGCGAGGAUCCCUGGGUGGGGCUGAACGGAUCGCAGAUCUUGCGCAAGAUCGAUCGAGAGGGCGAGCGCCUGCACCAGCCGGAUGCCUGUCCACCCGAUGUCUACGCCAUGAUGCUUCAGUGCUGGGACAAGACGCCAGCGGAACGGCCCACGUUCGCAGCACUCAAGGAAUACCUGGCCAGCAUGUCGCCGCCUGUAAUGCGCGCCUCGCGCAGCUAUCAUGAUGCCAAGGGCCUGCAGAUCGAGCCGGGCGAUGCCAUUGCCAUCAUCGAUGGCCGCUCGGAGCUGAAGCUUAUCAAGGGCCAAAAUCAGCGCACCUUCGACAUUGGCAUCUUUCCGCGCGCCCUGCUGGAGCAGCGUCGUCAGAACGAGGUUCAAAUGCGCAGCAACAGCUCAGCGCAUGGCUCGUCCUUUGGCCUCUGCUGGGGUGGUGGUGCAGGUGCUGGUGGUGCGGUGCUGUCCAACAGCGAAGAGCGACAGCGCAAGUGCGCCUCUCUGAAGCCGCAAGGAACGCCGCCAUCGCAUGGCAAGGAUGCACAUGCCAAGGAGCGCAAGUCGAUAUCGAGCAAGCAGUUCGCCUACAACAAACUCGUCAACGAUUCGGCUGGACUGCAGCGGCGCAAUGCGGUCAAGACCAAGAGCCUGGUGGGUCCGCAGCGACCGCCGCCGCCGCACCAGCAGGAGGAGGGCAUACUGAUCGACAUCUCGCCAGAGAUGCGACCGACCGCUGGCUUGGGUAUGGGCGAUAGCUCCUCGCUGCAGCUGGACAGCAGCUUCUGCCUGCUGGAUGCGCCCAUUGAUGUGCCCACGUUCAAUGAGAGUGGUGCGGGCCCAAGCUCGGGCCCCAACACGCCCACCUACUUCAACGAACAGCCGCAGUUUGACUUCGAGGCGAACGGCGCCUCGCCCGCUCGACUGCAGCCGCCGCCCUAUCAAAUGCCGCCCACCUACUCCAACACCAUGGAGUUUGCCCAGCAGCAGAAGCGCGAGCAGCAGACGCCCGUUCGGGAUCCGUUCGAUACGAGCAGCCUGGAGGCCUCUAAUGCUGGUGCUCUAAUGCUCUACUCGAAUGCGCCAACUCCUGACCCAGUGGCUGUGGUUGCUCCCAUCUAUGGCAGUCCGGCCGCACGCAAGAAUCUCUUUGGCAUGUCCAAUGGGCAUGCGAACAAGGAGAACAUUCCUGCCCUGGAGUCCGCUGCCAUGCAGUAUAAUCUGAGCAAUCUCUCCCUGGAGCGGCAUGAGGUGGUGCAGCAGCAACAGCAGCAGCCGCCGGCUACAUCGGAGAGCGUGUUGCUGGACAAGUCCUUUAUAGCCGAGCUUGAGAAGGACAUGUACAGCAGCAGCAACAAGGCACAGGAGGAUUACCAGCGGAACUCGGCGCAAAUGUAUGCCAACAAAGAGAUCGUCUAUAAGCAGAAUCUUACACCUCUGAAGAAUGCCGCUGGCAGUGGGAAUCACUCGAAUCACUCCAGUCCCACAUCCAAUGCCAGCCAGGCUUCGCCCACAACCAAACAGAACAAUGUGGAGACCGCCGCCGCAGCAGCAGCAGCAGCCGCCACCACGAGCACGCAGAGUCUAGUGAAUCGCAUUUGGUAUGAGCGUGUGGCAGCCACGCCCUCCGAGUAUUACGCCCAGCCACCGCCCGAGCAGCCAGAGCAACUGUAUCAGAAUCAUCUGCACUCACUGCAAUUACAGCAGCCUGAGACAAAUCACUCCUUUGUGGCCAUCUCCAAUCGGGUGGUGGCUCCCAAGAGCAGCAGCGUCUACGCCUCCAGCGCCUCGCUCUAUGGCAGCAUAGCAGCCACUGGCAGCGAGCGCUAUGAUCCCGUGGCUGCAAGCAUGGCCGGAUCCGCCUAUUACGGCCAGGUGCCCAAUGGAGCCAAUGGUGGUGCAGCCAUCUAUGAUGAGGUGCCGCUAGAUGAUUAUCUGCGUCCGCAUCGGCCGGCGCCGCUGGCUCCGCCCCCACUCUCGGCACAGCAGAUUCAGCGGCGUCUGGACAAAAUGCGCCAGCAGCAGCAACAGCAACUCGAGGGCGCUCAUCAGCUGUACGCGCCAGUGCCGGCAGAGGCGCAGCGGGAGCAGGAGAAGCUACAACAGCUGAUGCUCGAGCUGGGCAGCGCCGCCGUUGAGCAGGAUGUGCGCAAUGCACUGCGUGCCGCCAGCGGCGACGUCCAACUUGCAAUGAGGCACUACAAGAUCGAUCAGCUGACACGGCUGGGCGUGGCCGGCAGGCCGCAAUGCGAGCAGGCGCUGCAGCAGACCGGCUGGAGUUUGGAGUUAGCUGCAGAGGUGCUGCUGCAGCAGAGUUAGAGAGAUCGAGCCAAUUAGCUAGCAGUUCGGGCACAACAUAUUUAGUAUAGCAUGAUAUAUCAAUUAGUAUUUGACCUUGUCUAUUUUAUAUUUAUUAACUAAUAAGUCUCGAAUCUGUGCGAAAUACUCUCGAACUAAAAUGAAUACCAAUUUCAGCAAAUGGAUUAAAUGUCCAAUGACUGCAAACACACACACACACAAAAGCA
Molecule: messenger RNA, 4040 nt
Organism: Drosophila navojoa
Lineage: Eukaryota; Metazoa; Arthropoda; Insecta; Diptera; Drosophilidae
Gene: Ack
Product: activated Cdc42 kinase
Biological process (GO): protein phosphorylation
Molecular function (GO): protein tyrosine kinase activity; ATP binding
Source: RefSeq, a predicted model, not a curated record